AUGGGGUUUGGGGACUAUAUGAUAAUAGUACUCUACUCACCUGUCUCCCCCACGGUGAGUGCGAACCCCGUAGGCGUGGAGGCAGAUGUAUGGAGUACCUACCUGCCUACAUACGCCAGAUCACCGUUUUCCAUGCACCUCCGAGUCGAUAGAGUACUUUGACAACCAUGUGGCUGUUGUGGAUAGCAUGUGGUGGUAGUGAUGGUGGCAAUGGUCGUGGUCGUGGUCGUGGCCACGGUAUUCGUGGUGGAGAUAUGUACCUACCACCCAGUACUUACUCACCUACUCGGACGGCCGUACGGAGACGGCAUUGUAUGUCGAGUACCGUAGCCACGAUACCUACCAUAGCUACAUCGUCGUGCCUGUCCGUCCAGAACGUUCUCAGUUCUCAGUUCGGCCAGCCCAUCAUCUCAUCUCCACACCCUUCCCUCCCUCCACACACCCACUCAUACACACCCACACACACAUCGUCUCUCCCGGGGGUAACCUCAUCCCCAUCAUCCACCUCUUCGCAUUCCCGCGCGCCCUUGCUUGCUUGCUCUUCUAAGACUCAGCUUCGCCCCUCCUCAGACAAAUAUCGUACUCAUCUUCCUCCCUCAACACCCACCAUCUUAUCCUCGUUCCAGCUGUCCUGUCCUGUCCUGCCCUGUCCUGUCCAGUCCUGCCCGAACUCGCCCGCCCCCGCCCCCGCCUUGCCCUGCCCGCCCGUUCGUCUCGUCUCGUCUCGUCUCGACUGGCCUGCCUCACGUUCUAGGUUUGCUCGCCUCGCCUCGCGUUCCUGUCCCCCCACAUUAGCCUCCGUGCCUGAAUCCGUUCGCCUACUUCUUCCCCGCGCAUCACUAGACAGCACCCGCCAAAAGCUUGCCGUUCUAUCCCAUACAGCUCCAGUGGCGCCCGAAAAGAGGCUGUGGCCUGAUCGGUGUCAUUCGUCGUCUCUGCCUCAGAAAUCAUCCCCCCCCCCCCACCCUUCCCGUAUCCCUCUCCACCUCCCAUCCUUCCCUCUGCUCUUCAUCCCUACCUGUGCCCAGCAGCUUUUUACCGCCUGUACGAUGACCUCCACCAACUAGCUUGCACAACAUCAUCACCACCCCUCCACCCCCUGCCCUCUCCUCUCUCUCCUGUUCUUGACUCGCCGCACGGGUCAUUUUUUGUCGUCUUCAGACCGCUUUCGAAUCGGUGGCUUGUUUGGCCUUAUACAUAACCGUCGCAUCUUCGACGUCAUUUAUUCUCCGUUCUCCCUGCCGUUGU
This is a messenger RNA of Tricharina praecox, 1248 nucleotides long. RefSeq lists its product as uncharacterized. The transcript is spliced from 2 exons. The record is from RefSeq and is a predicted model, not a curated record. The coding region runs from base 168 to 1067 and encodes 299 amino acids. NCBI's taxonomy places the organism in Eukaryota, Fungi, Ascomycota, Pezizomycetes, Pezizales, Pyronemataceae.